UGGCGGCUGUUGCCAAGUGGCGUGUUCUCAUAUCGAUAAGCCACGGUUGUUGAUCCCUGCGCCGACAUCUUUCGCAGCCAGCCCAUAUUAUCCCACCAACAACUCGAAUCUAUCAAUUUCCGCUCCCUAUCAACGAAUUCGCCCGCCGUCAUCGCAACACUGCGAAUAGUCUUCCACCCCCGAUCCUCCCCGCUACCGCCGAACCCAACUUUGAAUCUCCUCCCGACACCGCCAGGAUGCCACGAGCCGAGGUCGGGUCGACCAAGUACCUGAGCAACAAGCUGAAGUCGAAGGGCUUGCAGCGGCUGCGAUGGUACUGCCAGGUGUGCGAGAAGCAGUGCCGGGACGCGAACGCGUUCAAGAUGCACACGCAGAGCGAGAGCCACACGCGCAAGAUGCUGCUGGUGGGGGAGGACCCGUCGAAGCACAUCGACGAGUUCAGCGCGCGCUUCGAGCGGGACUUCCUGCAGCAGCUGCGGACGGGCCACGGCGAGAAGGCCGUGCACAUCAACCACUUCUACCAGGGGUACAUCGCGGACAAGGAGCACGUGCACAUGAACGCGACGCGGUGGCACUCGCUGACCGAGUUCGCGAAGCACCUGGGCCGGUCGGGGCUGUGCCGGGUCGAGGAGAAUGAGAAGGGGAUCCACGUCGCCUGGAUCGACGACUCGCCCGAGGCCCUGCGGCGCCGCGAGCAGGUGCGCCGCCGCGAGGCCCUCGACAAGGGCGACGAAGAGCGCGAGCAGAUGCUCAUCCGCGAGCAGAUCCGCCGCGCGAGGCGGGACGCCGGGCAGGGCGACGAGGACGAGGACGAGGAGGGGGAGGGCGGGGACAAUGCAGAGAGCAGGGAGCUCAAGAGGCUGGACGGAGAGAAGAUUAAGCUGGCCUUUGGCGCGAAGCCUGCUGCUGCUGCUGCUUCUGCUGCUCAGCCGGCGUCGUCGAAGUCGCCCCCACCCAAAGAGGACGGGGACACGGAGAAGCCCGCGUCGACCGAACAAACAGCGGCCUCCACCGCCAUCUCCUCGUCAUCGACGGCCCCGACCAACAACGCGGUAUCGCUCAAGAUGGGGGCCGCGAAGGCGGCCCCUAAGAACGUGUUCGCGGCGGCGAAGAGGAACGCGCUGGCUGCUGGUGGGGACGCGAAGCGGAAGAAGGCGUUUGAGCCACCGAGGAAGAUUAGCGAGGCGGAGCGCAUCAUGAAAGAGGAGCUGGAGCGCAAGCGGCCACGCGAGUUCUCGGGCCGGGACGGCGGGGGGAAGAGGCAGCGGAUGUAGCGGGGGUGAGGCGAGUGAAGGAAUAGGGGCC
This is a messenger RNA of Durotheca rogersii, 1305 nucleotides long. Its product is annotated as domain of Kin17 curved DNA-binding protein-domain-containing protein. Gene Ontology annotation, molecular function: double-stranded DNA binding. The transcript has a single exon. The record is from RefSeq and is a predicted model, not a curated record. Bases 237 to 1274 code for a protein of 345 amino acids. Gene Ontology annotation, cellular component: nucleus. NCBI's taxonomy places the organism in Eukaryota, Fungi, Ascomycota, Sordariomycetes, Xylariales, Xylariaceae. Gene Ontology annotation, biological process: DNA replication; DNA damage response.